Messenger RNA from Lathyrus sativus (Indian pea), 639 nucleotides. The record is from the annotation of a GenBank genome assembly. Lineage: Eukaryota; Viridiplantae; Streptophyta; Magnoliopsida; Fabales; Fabaceae.
AUGCGUUCUUAUAGUACCUCAGUUUUGGCUCACUUGUUUGGCAUCAUUUCCAUCAUCCUUUUGCUUGUUUGGUUGCUGCAUUAUCGUGAAGGGAUUGAAUAUGAUUCUGAUAAUCCACUUCGUGUUUUCAAUGUUCACCCUUUUCUGAUGUUCUUUGGGUUCAUUUUCCUUGUUGGUCAAGCAAUAAUGUCUUACCACACAGUACCAGGCACACAUGAAACACAGAAGAUUGUUCACAUGACACUUCAUUUCAUUGCCAUAAUUCUUGGAAUUGUUGGUAUAUGUGCCGUUUUCAAGUUCCAUGAUAUGGUGAACUUGGUUGAUGUUUACAGCCUCCAUUCAUGGAUUGGCAUUGGCACCUUUUGCUUGGUUGGCUUGCAGUGGCUUUUUGGACUGACGUUCAUGUUUCCUGGAUCAAGACAAUCAAGGGCUUCAAUGGCUCCAUGGCACAUAGCUGGUGGUAGAGCAUUAUUCUACAUGGCAAUUUGUGCUGCACUAACAGGCUUGAUGGAGAGGACUGCUAUGUUGAAAUUACAGCCACACCAAAGAGAAUCUCAUUUGAUCAAUUUCCUUGGUCUAUCUAUUCUCUUGUUUGGUGUUUUUGUGGAUGUAACUGUUGGUUUGGCCCAUUUUGCUUGA